Diabrotica virgifera virgifera (western corn rootworm) is the source of this 5525-nucleotide messenger RNA. RefSeq names its product neurofilament heavy polypeptide-like. The transcript has 8 exons. Bases 318 to 2510 code for a protein of 730 amino acids. The record is from RefSeq and is a predicted model, not a curated record. NCBI's taxonomy places the organism in Eukaryota, Metazoa, Arthropoda, Insecta, Coleoptera, Chrysomelidae.
AUAAGUGAAAAGUAAUUUUGUGUAAUAGAAUAAAAUUUAUAUAUAGACUGCUAUGGAAAUAAGUGAGUAACUUAGUUGUUUGAUGUUUUCUAAAUGAAACUGGACGUACCAAUAAAAACAAGUGCAAAGCGCGAUUAAAAUAUUGUUAAAUUCAACGUGAAAAUUUCGAGUAUUGGAGUAGAUACCCCAAGCUGUUUGACCCGUAAACAAUGUUCAGUUCGGUUUUAAUAGGAUAUACUGAUUUUUUAUCCUAAUUUCAUCCGUUAAUAAAAGUUGUACUUAGGUGCUAGCAAUUGCUUGGUGCAUUUGAGCAGAUAAUGAACACAACUUUAAAUCCUGUCACGUCUCAAACAAGUUCAGCAAGUCCUAACAAACCAAUGCAUCCCCAGGGGGCUCCAGUAUCAUACGGACAGCCUUCAGGGCCUAUAACUCAAAAUCCUUAUCCAAAUACCAACAUGGCACAUAAUCAUCCGCCAUCUCAACAGAACCAUUACUCUCUUGGUGGUAGUUCUCCUUUUAAUAUGGGUGCCAUCCCAGCUAGCAACCACCCUUUGGCUAAUAAUCAGUCAUCCAGCGGUCAGGUUUACAAUGCACCAAAAAAUGUUUCAUAUUCAAGUGGGUUUCAAAAUGCACAAAACCAAAACACAUUACCUCCCGUUGUCCAAACAUUACCAGCUACCAAUCCUACAGCUACUCCACAAGGUGUCCCCUCAUCACAAAAUUUAUCAAAUUCCAAUUCAAAUUCCACUGUACAAGGUAAAGAACCUUCAGUAGAAAAGGAAAAGCCCCAGUCUAAUGGUACCACCGAAGAGGAACCAUCAACACCAGUGGAAGAAAAACCAGAACCUCAGGAAAAUCAUGUGAUACCUGAAUCUUCAAACACAACUGAAACCUCUGAAGUACAAGAACCCCUAAGGGAACCUCCACAAGAAACUCCUGAAGAAUUAACAACUGAAAAACCUAAAUCUCCCGAGCAAUCACAGCAAGAAGCUGAAACAGCUCAACAACCCCCUCAAGACAAAGUAGAAGAAGCUGCAUCAGUUUCACCUUCAGUAUCAGAUUCUGUUCAAGAUGCAGAGUCAAUUCCAGAUCCUACACCAGACCCAACGCCAUCAAUAGCAGAAGCUGCAGAAUCUGUAACUAGACCAAUUACCCCUCCUACUUUAGUAACUGAACCUGCAAAAUCUGCCACACCUGCCACGCCUCAGAAAGAGAAAGCUGAACCUGAAACAGUUCAAAAUGAGACAGUUGCAGAAGAACCAGAAAAAGUAAAAGAUGCUUCAGAAAUAGAUCCAUUAGCUGAUCCACUUGAAACAGCGGCUGCUGAAAAAUCUGCACAAGAAAAAGAUGAAGUUGAAGCUGAAAACAAAGAAGAAAGUGAAGAUAAUGAUGAAGGUGAAGAACAGUCGAAUGAAGAGGCAACAGAAGCUGAAAACGUCCAAAAAGAUGAAGAUCCACUUGCUAAAACUCCACCAAAAACACCGGCAAGAAAAACCAAGGCUGUUAAGCCAGAAGCCAAAACAGAAACGAAAACUCCACAAAAAUCACCUGCCACUGGGAAAACAAAAAGACAAAGAAUGAUGACGCAGCACUACCAAAGCCCCUUACCUGAAAUUGAAAUUAUAACAAAAAUUAGCUCGUCCACGCCUCGAAGUAAAAAUAACGACGAUAAACUUAUUUAUUUCUAUAAAAAUGAAUUUCUUGCUGUUAGAAACUCAGAGGGGGGUUUCUAUUUAUGCCAGGCGAUACAAAACGUAUACAAAUCUUCGUCGAAGAUAAAAAUUCGUUGGCUAUCUCAAGACAAAACUGAUAAAAGUGGGGAGAUAUACACUCCCGACUUUUAUGAUUUGACAGAUUUCGACUGCAUUUUAACUAGUUUAGAUUUGACGAAAGUCGGUAAAGGAAGAUAUAAACUAAAACCCAAGGAAAAGGAGAGGACGGACAGCAUUUUGAAAAGAUGUUUGGCUGUUGAAAAGGGAGAAAUUUCUCAACCUUCCGUAUCUGAGGAACAUCCCGAUGGUCUGGACUUAUCUUUAUAUAAAGAUGAAGAACAAUUAGUGAAAAAGAAGUCUCCCGUAAAACGCAAAGCUCCACCGAGAUCAGAGUCACCUAAAAAAGAAACUCCAACCAAGAAAGCUCCAGAAACACCGAAAGUUCGAAAGGUCGAGCCGAAACCGUCGAAAACCCCUACGCCAGCAAAGAAACAAACACCCGCUAAAAAGCUCCCUGAACCCAAAAAGACGCCGGCAUCGACGAGCAGGUCUGCUAGGGGGAAGAGAAAAAGUGAACCAAAAACCAGCCCUGUGGUGGAUCAGAAAAAGGCCAAGGUAUUAGCCAAAAUUGGAAGGAAAUCUGCUGUUUCUUCCAGUAGCCCGAAGCCUCAAAGUACUCCUAAAAGUAGUGCAAAGUCUCCAAAACCUACUCCUUCUACUUCAAAAGCCACAAAACCAGCACCAGCAAGUUCUAAGCCACCACCACCAAGAAAAACUAAGAGGUCAACCAGGAAGUAAAUUAAUUUUCAGAUGAUGUGUAUAUUUUUUAUUUUUUUUUGAAAUUAAUUUUUUAUGGAUUACGUACCCAUAUAUAACGAGUAGAUGCAUAUCAUGAGGUUUUUCAAAAAGUUAUGAUAUGUGUUUUCAAAAAAUAUUUGAAUAAUGGAUCCAAGUACUACAGAGUAUUGAAAGAAAAAUUAGUAUUUCAAGAAAAGGCCUUAUGAUCUUCCUAAAAAAUAUAGUUCAAAUUUUCAUUAUGACAUGUGUAAGAGGGUCCAUUUUUCAAAAUGUUGCAAUGUUUAUAGUUACAUAUACUUAUAUAAUGGCCAUUACACGCAAGGGAGUCUAUUUUACAUUUUGUUUUGUGUACAGUAGAUUUCUCUAUUAUGAAAGAAUUUUAGGAAUAUUGUUUAAUAAGGAAAGUGUACUACUAGAUUAGUGUUAAAAGAAUAUGAGAGUUUUUUCAGAGUUUUUAAACCAUUUAAGUCGUGGCUUUAAAGUCGCCUAUUGAAAAUUUGACAAUUUUGACAAUUGAACAUGCUUACGAGUUUGAAAGGCAUUGAAGGACUUUCCGUACAACACUUUUUGGUUUUUUUACUGUUUAUACACUUGUAUUUUGUUCUUGGUUUUCAUCCCUGUAUGGAAAACUUUGAAUAUUUAAGAAGCGACUAACAUGAUAAUUAAUCAAAUUUAAGAAAUAAGUGAUUUAUCAUCGUUUAGAUCUGCAGAGUGAUUUUUUUAGUGUCCUACAUAUCUGUAUUUGAAAUAACUCAUGAGAUCUAUAACUUGCUGUGAUUUAUCGUACUUAUAUAUUUAGUAAUUUAUUUAAUUUUUAUUAUUUAUUUAGUAUGAAGUAUAUUUUUCCUGGAAAAUAGAUAGGUUAAUCCUACUGUUGCACUCUUUCAAUUCAUAAACCUAACUCUAUUAAUUAUAGUUUUGUGAUAUGGAUUUUAAAGAACAAACAAUUCCUUGACCGUUUGACCAUAUUCUAAUGUUACUCAGCCAGACCCAGCGUUUUCCUUCAAUUUUGUCCUGAGAGAUAGCCGGAGUAAGCGAUAUUAAGGUCCUCUCAUUAUAUGACCAAACUCUUGGAUCUUUCUCAUUUUGGCAAAUGUUGAUCAAUUCCCCUCUUUGUGUGUGGUCUAUAUCAUAUGUUCAUAAUACCCGCUUUACACCAACAAUAAAUUGAUGAAGAAAUUGACCAACUUCUUUAAUGUCAAAUUUGACGUGAACAAAACACAAUUUUACAUCCAAUUUUGCCGUGAAUAAAAAAAAAAAUGAAGAAAUUUGACGAAAUAAAAUAUGUCCUAUAACAGAACAUGUUCUAUCUCGUCAAAUUCCUUCAUUUUCUUUUGAUUCACGGUAAAAUCACAGAACACUUUAGGUGAUUUGUGGGUAAAAUUGGAUGUCAAAUUGUACUUUGUACUAAAAACCAUACAUUUUGUACACGUAAAAUUUGAGCUUCAAGAAAUUGGUCAAUUUCUUCAUCAAUUUAUUGUUGGUGUAAAGCGGGUUUCAGAUAUGCGUGCUGUCCUUGAGUUCUGAGCAUACGAUGGUAACACCACAACUCAGAUGCUUCUGAUUUAUUAAGAUUUUUUCUCUUAGAUCUGCGGUCAAUGACUCCUCUGCAGCACAAUGCAGAACUCCAGUUAAUAAAGCUCUUUCGUGCAAGUUCUAUUCUGGUCGAAAUUUCCUCGUCGCUUUCAACCCUGCAGUCAAUCUAGCUACCCAGAUAUCUAAGGUGUUCCACCCUUUCCAGGAUUUUGUUAUCUAAUUUUAGUACCGAGUCUUCGAUAGUAAUUUCUCCGACCGCGAUCCAUUUUGUUUUCUUUGCGUUGAUUGUUAAGUCCUUUUCAGUGCAUUCGUUGUUUACACCAUUCAACAGGGUUUGAAGGUUUUCUAGACUGCCGUUAUGGAGGAGUCAUCUGCGUAUCUGAAGUUAUUAAUAAUUUCACCACCGAUUUUAACACCUUCACGACGGUUAUUUUAACGCUGUCUCAAAAACUGGUUUAGAGUAGGCAUUAAACAACAUAAUAAUUGAGAAGUAAUUUGUCCAAGUUUGCAUAUAAUUGUCAAAAACAAUGACAAAAAAUAUGUAUGACAACAUAUUUCUGUUCAGUUAAAUUUAUUAUUUUUUCGACAAAGUGUUUUUUUAUUACUGUGAAUAGACCAAAUGUGUCGUAAAUAAUAUACAAAAAUUAACAAAAAAGCGCUGAUUAUUUAUAAAUCUGAACAGUUAAAUGAGGAGCUCAGUCCUAGUACUAAUAAAACAAAAUGGGAAAAAAUAGCUUAUGAAGUAUUUAAAUCCCCAUAUUUUUAACAAACUUCUAUCAAAAAGGUUGAAGUCGUGUUUGCUAAUGUUUACUCAGACCGAAGAACGAAUAAUAAAUACUUUUUAAGUCUCAUGUAAGUAAUAUUUCAAUUUUUAAUAACAAAUAAACUAAGAAGCAAAUGGUUUAUGAAAUUUGAAAUAAAACUUUCAUAUAUUUGUCAAUUUUAAUUUUUGGAGUAACUAUAAUUUACAAAUUUUUCGCAGUGCUGAAACUGAUACAAGGAACAGAUAUUAAACAGUACGCCUAUAAGCAGGUAUAUUUUUUGUUGGUUAUUGUUCGUGUUUUUAGAAAGUUACAAGUGAACCAAAACACAUUAAUUUUGAAAUGCAAAGAGUAUGUCUUUAUUAUGUUAGUGUAUAUUUAUUCAUAGCCGAUUGACAAUUUCAUUGAAACUAUUUUAUUGCAGAUUCCAAUGACGUCAUAACGCACGUUGGAAUCUAAGUUAGCUAAUUGACAUAUGACUUUAAUAUUUUAUGUCAAAAUUGAUGGUAGUUAUAUAAGAAUGUCAGUUUAUCUAAUAAAGUAUGGAAAAUAUUUGUUUCGUAUUAAAUAAACAUUCUUUCAAAUUUAGAAUUGAAGAAAACUAAGAUUUAAUAUAGUAUUGAAUGAUUACAUUAUUCGUGUAGUAAACAUUUACUAUUCAUUUUUGUGAAUAUUUCAUGACACAUGUAAAAAUAAAAAUAAAGUUAUUUUUAAUGGA